AUGGCUUCGGACGAUAACAGAUUAGUGGAGAAAGUAGCUUUCUGUUCCGUGCUUUGCGCCGGAUUUGCGUAUGCUGGCUAUAAUGUUGUGUCAAAAAUGUGCCUUAAAAGAACUAAAAAGAAAGAAAAUAGUUUCUCUCAGACUUCGUGUCAAGCCAAUGCCUCGUCUUCGGCAUCCACCAAGUCGACCCAGACGGAAGAAGAGAGGUCGUGGGUCGUGGAAGAGUGCGUGUCCCCCAGGUCGGUGCGAGAGAGGGUCAACGACCUCAACCUGACCGAGCGACUGCGGAAGAAGAGCAUCCCCCUGUCCCCCGAAGUGAAGCCCCCCGGGUUCCGCGGGAGCCCCUGGAGCUCCCCCCUGGGCUGUGCCAAGUACCUGAGCGUGUCUGCGGAGAACAUCAGCACGAGGGGGGGAGAGCCCCCCGCCUCCAGGAGGGGCUCCCCCCUGGGGAAGAGUCAGGGAACCCUGGACAGGCCCUGCAUCUCGGAGCAGCUGUCCAAGAGGCUGCUGCCCUUCCGCGACGAGUCCAUCACGCUGAAGACGCUGGGCAACCUGCAGAGGGCGCCACAGAAGAUGACCGCCUUCGAGGUCAAGAACCUGGUCAGGUUGUUGACCUCCGUCAACGAGGAGAUCGUGCUCAAGACCCUCUACACCAUCUCCAACUGCGCAGCAUUUACCACCAACCAGGAACUGCUCUGCGAGUCGGAGUGCCCCAAACAGCUCCACAACUUGAUGCUGAGUCAGUCGGAGGCUGUGAGAGUGGCCGUGACUCAAGCCAUUUCUAACAUAUCUGUCGUGAAUAAGAGCUACAGAUUUUUCCAGCCCCACAUCCCGAUCCUGCUGAGCAACGCGGUGGGGGGCAAGGAGCUGCUGAGGAGCCUGUCCCUGACGGCCCUGGCCAACCUGGCCCUGGACCCCCUGUCCCACGGGGCCAUCCUGCGCCAGAUCGGGCCCCUGCUGGAGAUGGCACGCAGUGGCACCAGCGUGGCACAGCUGCAGGCACUGAGGCUGCUCGUCAACCUGUCCUGCAACAGGGAAGUCAUACCCUCCCUGCUCAUGACUGAGGUUCCCUCAGAUAUGCUAGACAUGUUGAAGACCCCCCACGACCGAGAGCUGCUCCUGAGGCUGCUGACCUUCCUGGCCAACAUCGCGACCUUCGCCGCCGACCAGGUCGACGGCUCCUCCCGACCCACCCUGCUGUCGACCCUCUACCGCUUCGUGAGGAGGCCCGAGUUCGAGGACCUAUCGACCCUCUGCGGGGAUCAGGAUGAAGACCUGAGCUUCCAGGCCCGGAGACUGCGCAAGGCGCUGACCGCCGUUUCCUAGUGAGAGCGACUCGGAAAACUCCGACUCUCGC
Messenger RNA from Uloborus diversus, 1357 nucleotides. Its product is annotated as armadillo repeat-containing X-linked protein 3-like. The coding region runs from base 1 to 1326 and encodes 441 amino acids. Gene Ontology annotation, cellular component: mitochondrion. Lineage: Eukaryota; Metazoa; Arthropoda; Arachnida; Araneae; Uloboridae. The record is from RefSeq and is a predicted model, not a curated record. The transcript has 6 exons.